AUGUACCAAACGAAAGUAACCGAUCAUUUAAACCUUUUAACUGGAGAAGUCCACAGAACUUAUAGCAUAAUGCAGAACCCGAAGUUCACUCUCGCAGCUUUACGAACCAAAGAACCCAUCGUCUGUCGGGUUAGAGUUGUAAUGUCAACAGGCUCUGCAAAUUUUCGAGUGGCGCGGUUAUGUCUGUCUGAUCAGCUCAAGUUAGAAUCAUUCUCCCGCACUUGCUUACUAUGGCCUAGUAAAGCACAAUUAUAUCUUGAAGUUUCUUGCACCAUAGUAUUAACUGCAAAACUAGAAAAUAUUGUGAGUAUAACCCAAAGUAGGGUCCCCAGUGAGCUUGUAGGAAAUAGCACCAAAGAACAAUAG
This is a messenger RNA of Ambispora gerdemannii, 366 nucleotides long. Lineage: Eukaryota; Fungi; Glomeromycota; Glomeromycetes; Archaeosporales; Ambisporaceae. The record is from the annotation of a GenBank genome assembly.